AUGGAGGCGGGGCUGUACAAACUCCGUCAGUGUGGUGGAACAUCAGGGAGGCAGGGCUGUGACAACGUCCGUCAGCAUGGUGCACCAUCAGGGAGGCAGGGCUGUGACAACGUCCGUCAGCAUGGUGGACCAUCAGGGAUGCAGGGCUGUGACAAAAUCCGUCAGCGUGGUGGGACAUCAGGGAAGCAGGGCUGUUACAACGUCUGUCAGCGUGGUGGGCCAUCAGUGAGGCAGGGCUGUGACAACGUCCGUCAGCGUCGUGGAACAUCAGCGAAGCAAGGCUGUGACAACGUCCGUCAGCGUGGUGGAACAUCAGGGAGGCAGGGCUGUGUCAACGUCCGUCAGCGUGGUGGAACAUCUGGGAGGCAGGGCUGUGACAAAGUCCGUGAGCAUGGUGGAACAUCAGGGAGGCCAGUCUGUGACAACGUCCGUCAGCGUGGUGGAACAUCAGGGAGGCGGGGCUGUGACAUCGUCCGUCAGCGUCGUGGAACAUCAGGGAGGCGGGGCUGUGACAACAUCCGUCAGUGUGGUGGAACAUCAGGGAGGCGGGGCUGUGACAACGUCGAUCAGCGUGGUGGAACAUCAUGGAUGCGGGGCUGUGACAACGUCCGUCAGUGUGGUGGAACAUCAGAGCGGCAGGGCUGUGACAACAUCCGUCAGCAUGGUGCACCAUCAGGGAGGCAGGGCUGUGACAACGUCCGUCAGCGUGGUGGACCAUCAGGGAUGCAGGGCUGUGACAAAAUCCAUCAGCGUGGUGGCACAUCACUGAGGCAGGUCUUUGACAGCGUCUGUCAGCGUGGUGGGCCAUCAGGUAGGAAGGGCUGUGACAACGUCAGUCAGCGUGGUGGAACAUCAGGGAGGCAGGGCUGUGACAACGUCCGACAGCGUGGUGGACCAUCAGGGAGGCAGGGCUGUGACAACGUCCGUCAUCGUGGUGGACCAUCAGGGAGGCAGGGCUGUGACAACGUCCGUCAGCGUGGUGGAACAUCAGGGAGGCAGGGCUGUGACAAUGUCCGUCAGCGUGGUGGGACAUCAGGGAGGCAGGGCUGUGACCACAUCCGUCAGCAUGGUGGGACAUCAGGGAGGCAGGGUUGUGACAACGUCCGUCAGCGUGGUGGACCAUACGGGAGGCAGGGCUGUGACAACGUCCGUCAGCGUGGUGGAACAUCAGGGAGGCAGGGCUGUGACAAUGUCCGUCAGUGUGGUGGAACAUCAGGGGGGCAGGGCUGUAACAACGUCCAUCAGCGUGGUGGACCAGCAGGGAGGCAGGGCUGUGACAACGUUGUCACCGUGGUGGAACAUAAGGGAGAAAGGUCUAUGACAACGUCUGUCAGUGUGGUGGGACAUCAGGGAGGCUGGGCUGUGACAACGUCCUUCAGCAUGGUGGGAAAUGAGGGAGGCAGGGCUGUGACAACGUCCGUCAGCGUGGUGGAACAUCAGGGCGGCAGGGCUGUGACAAUAUCCGACAGCUUGGUGCAACAUCAGGGAGCCAUGCCUGUGUCAACGUCCGUCAGCGUAGUGGACCAUCAGGGAGGCAGGGCUGUGACAACGUCCGUCAGCGUGGUGGACCAUCAUGGACGCAGGGCUGUGACAACGUCCGUCAGCGUGGUGGAACAUCAGGGAGGCAUUGCUGUGACAACGUCCGUCAGCAGGGUGCACCAUCAGGGACGCAGGGCUGUGACAACGUCCGUCAGCGUGGUGGAACAUCAGGGAGGCAGGGCUGUGACAACGUCCGUCAGCAUGGUGAAACAUCAGGGAGGCAGGGCUGUGACAAUGUCCGUCAGCGUGGUGGACCAUCAGGGAGGCAGGGCUGUGACUACGUCCGUCAGCAUGGUGGACCAUCAGGGAGGCAGGGCUGUGUCAACGUCCGGCAGCGUGGUGGACCAGCAGGGAGGCAGCGCUGUGACAACGUCGUCACCGUGGUAG
Molecule: messenger RNA, 1926 nt
Organism: Schistocerca gregaria
Lineage: Eukaryota; Metazoa; Arthropoda; Insecta; Orthoptera; Acrididae
Exons: 1
Coding region: 1-1926 (641 amino acids)
Source: RefSeq, a predicted model, not a curated record